CCGCGGGGUCCGGGUUCGGGGCCGGCUCCGUGUCCGGUGCCGUCGGUGCCGUCGGUGCCGUCGCUCCCGGUGCCGGUGGCCGGUACCCGCCGCCAUGUUCGACUGCCUGGAGGCGCUGGGGGGGCCGCGGCGGCUGCACGACGUGACGAACCGCGGGGCCUGCGCGCUGCGCAAGGCGGGGUACGGGCCGCGCUGCGGGGCCCUGCCGCCCUUCGCCUGGCCGCCGCCCGCCCGCCGCGCUGUGGAGACCCCAAGCCGCAGUGGGGAGGAGAUGGUGCCCAGCUCGCCCUCGCCGCCCCCCCCGCCCCGCGUCUACAAGCCCUGCUUUGUGUGCAGCGACAAGUCCUCGGGGUACCACUAUGGGGUCAGCUCCUGCGAGGGCUGCAAGGGCUUCUUCCGCCGCAGCAUCCAGAAGAACAUGGUGUACACGUGCCACCGGGACAAGAACUGCCAGAUCGACAAGGUGACCCGCAACCGGUGCCAGUUCUGCCGCCUCCAGAAGUGCUUCGAGGUCGGCAUGUCCAAGGAAGCCGUUCGCAAUGACAGGAACAAGAAGAAGAAGGAGGUGAAGGAGGAGGCCACGGUUGAGAGCUAUGAGCUGAGCCCUGAGCUGGAGGAGCUGGUGCAGAAGGUCAGCAAAGCCCAUCAGGAGACCUUCCCCUCGCUGUGCCAGCUGGGCAAGUACACCAUGGAUGCGAGCGCCGAGCGCCGGGUGCAGCUGGACCCAGGGCUGUGGGACAAGUUCAGUGAGUUGGCCACCAAGUGCAUCAUCAAGAUCGUGGAGUUCGCCAAGCGCCUGCCUGGCUUCACCGCGCUCAGCAUGGCCGAUCAGAUCACCCUGCUCAAGGCAGCGUGCCUGGACAUCCUGAUGCUGCGGAUCUGCACACGCUACACCCCAGAGCAGGACACGAUGACGUUCUCGGAUGGGCUGACCCUGAACCGUACCCAGAUGCACAACGCCGGGUUCGGGCCCCUCACGGACCUGGUGUUUGCCUUCGCCGGGCAGCUCCUGCCCCUGCAGAUGGAUGACACCGAGACCGGGCUGCUCAGCGCCAUCUGCCUCAUCUGCGGAGACCGGCAGGACCUGGAGGAGCCGGAGCAGGUGGAGCGGCUGCAGGAGCCGCUGCUGGAGGCCCUCAAGGUGUACGCGCGGCGGCGGCGGCCGCGGCAGCCACACAUGUUCCCGAGGAUGCUGAUGAAGAUCACGGACCUGCGUGGAAUCAGCACCAAGGGUGCGGAACGAGCCAUCACACUGAAGAUGGAGAUCCCGGGGCCGAUGCCCCCCCUGAUCCGGGAGAUGCUGGAGAACCCUGAGAUGUUCCAGGAGGAGGAGGAAGGGGGGGGGCAGCCCCCUCCGGAUCCCCCCCCGGCCCAGGACAGCCCCCCUGGGCCCCCCCCUUCCUCCCCAUAGCGCCCCCCCCCCCCAGCCCGCUCCAGGGGCAGGGGGGGGGCAAUUGUGUGUCCCCCUUCUCCAAGGGUUGGACAUUCACAACAGCCUUCCAGGGCCCCCCCCUUGGCUCCGGGGGGGGGGAGAACCCCAACUGUGCCCCCCCAAAUGUGGGGGGGCUCCAGAGACUGAUGGAGCCGCGCGGGGGGGACCCCGCGGCACAGCUAUUGCCUUAAGCUGGGGGGCCCGGGGGGGCCCCCCCACCCCAACCUCAGCUUCACGCCAAAGCCCCCCCCCCCCAUCCCCGCUGCCAUCCCCCCCCUUGUAUUUGGGAGGGGUUUUAAGGGGGGGCAACAAUGGACAGAACCCCCCUCCCCACAUUAAUACCUGACACCCCUGGGGUGCCCCCCACCCUGCUGCACCCCCCCCAUUGUCACCCCAGGGGGGACCCCACCAUUGGGGGCUUUAUUUAUUGGAGACAGGGUGGAUUUGGGGGGGGCACCCUUAUUGCCCCCCGAGGUGCAGGUGGGACCCCCCCAAUUCGGGGGGGGGAGUUAAUUUGCUGGUUAUUGUUUUAUAUGGGGGGGUCGCUUGUGGGUUUUGCUUUUGGGGGGGGCACCCCCCAAACCCCCUCCCUGUGCUCUACACUCCUCCCCCCUCCCACAGCACAGAACACUACAGAGACCAAAGAUGUGGGGCACAAAGUGACCCCCCUCAAGCCCCCCUCAAUAUUGCUGGGGGGCCCCAAGCCAUAGUCACAGUUACCCCAAUGCCAUGGGGGGGGCCCAACUUGGAGCUUCCCCCCCCCCUUAGGGCAGCUUUGGGGGGACCCACCCCACACCCCCCCAGGACCAAACUGCCCCCCCCAAUAUCUGUUACCAAUGGGGGAUGCUCCCUGCCCCCCCCCCCCAAUUUGGGGUUGCACAGCCCAUGUGGGGGGUCUGUUACACUACGGGGGGGGGGGGGGG
Messenger RNA from Melopsittacus undulatus (budgerigar), 2355 nucleotides. Its product is annotated as retinoic acid receptor gamma-A-like. Gene Ontology annotation, biological process: regulation of transcription by RNA polymerase II; retinoic acid receptor signaling pathway; cellular response to corticotropin-releasing hormone stimulus. Gene Ontology annotation, cellular component: nucleus; transcription regulator complex. The record is from RefSeq and is a predicted model, not a curated record. The coding region runs from base 95 to 1411 and encodes 438 amino acids. Gene Ontology annotation, molecular function: nuclear receptor activity; RNA polymerase II cis-regulatory region sequence-specific DNA binding; nuclear glucocorticoid receptor binding. The transcript has 8 exons. NCBI's taxonomy places the organism in Eukaryota, Metazoa, Chordata, Aves, Psittaciformes, Psittaculidae.